Messenger RNA from Linum trigynum, 681 nucleotides. NCBI's taxonomy places the organism in Eukaryota, Viridiplantae, Streptophyta, Magnoliopsida, Malpighiales, Linaceae. The record is from the annotation of a GenBank genome assembly.
AUGACUGAAAGCUAUAGCAAUGCAAGUGCAAGCUCGACUUCAAGUUAUAAUAGCAGCGUCCCGGAUACAGAGGAUGAUCAGGUUAUAGCGAGCCUCUUAGCUGAAGAAGAAAAUGCUAAUGCUGGCAGACAGCUUGGAAAGAGGCUUUCUCAUUUGGAUUCUAUACCUCACACUCCUCGGGUUAAUGGUCAGAUUCCAGACGUGAAUGAUGCAAGCUUAGAUCAUGUUCGGCUGUCUGGAAGGUUGAAUACAUAUGGUUUGGCAGAACUGCAGAUGGAGGGUGAUGGGAAUUGUCAGUUUCGGGCAUUAGCAGACCAGCUAUUUCGCAGUCCGGAUUAUCAUAAGCAUGUUAGGAAGCAAGUUGUUAAGCAGCUAAAGCACUUCAAGAAAAUGUAUGAAAGCCAUGUCCCGAUGAGGUACAGAAGCUAUGUAAACAAGAUGAAAAAAUCAGGGGAGUGGGGUGAUCACGUUACUCUACAAGCUGCUGCAGAUAGAUUUGAAGCCAAGAUCUGCUUAGUUACAUCUUUCCGUGACACUUGCUAUAUCGAGAUCAGGCCCAAAGACAAGCCUCCUGGCAGAGAGAUCUGGCUAAGCUUUUGGAGUGAAGUCCACUACAACUCACUGUACGCGAUCGGUGAUGUCCCCAGCAGAGCACCAAGGAAAAGGCAUUGGCUCUUCUGA